This is a messenger RNA of Haliotis rufescens (red abalone), 4497 nucleotides long. Its product is annotated as hemicentin-1-like. The transcript has 17 exons. Gene Ontology annotation, cellular component: extracellular region. Gene Ontology annotation, molecular function: chitin binding. The record is from RefSeq and is a predicted model, not a curated record. Bases 122 to 3070 code for a protein of 982 amino acids. NCBI's taxonomy places the organism in Eukaryota, Metazoa, Mollusca, Gastropoda, Lepetellida, Haliotidae.
ACACAGAAGACUGCCACAGUUUGAGUUUAUGUUGCACGCAUUGACAUUGAUUGCUGAUAUUGUGGAAAUGUUCUUCCUUUAACGACUGGGGCAUCGAGGAGGAGAUACACGCUAAACAACCAUGAGGACACCGACAUGGGCGGUAGCUACAGCAUGGACUGCGCUGCUGUUCAUCACAGCGACUAGAACAGAAGUGUCUGUCGUCAGUCGCCCGGAAAGCAUCACACGUUUGGUUGGUACCUCGUCAUCAUUUACAGUGUCCUUCACCGGAGAACCUGCAGGAGGCAUUUGGGUAAAAGUAACGCCCACAAGAAUCGACUUGACGGGUGGUAGCAGAUAUAUACAAACUGUCAACGGUUUAGAGAGAUCGUUGACUAUAACUAGCGUUGUACUCUCAGAUGGAGGAACAUACACGUACUCCGUCGGCAGCCUCAAUCCUCAAGCCACGUUAACUGUGUUCACCCGUUUAACUAACGACACAAGUGCCGGUGGACAAGAAGGCACUUUUGAGACGCAGGUCACCCCUAACGAGGCAGCUGAAGGCUUCUGGUUGAAAGAUGGUUUUCGUUUGAAUAUUUCCAGUACGAAAUACACCAUCACGAGGACAGCUACCGGACGACGACUGGUUGUAAAUAACGUUGGAAUUGCUGAUGGAGGAGAAUAUACCUUUAACCUGAAUGGUGUCACGACAAGUGGAUAUCUGUCUGUCCAAGCUGUUAUUACAAAUUCCAUGGGAGAUGUGACUGCCCUUGCUGGCACAAGUCCACAGAUGGUAGCAUUUGUCAGUCCUGCUGGUGUCACGUAUGGCGUCUGGAGGAGGGAAGGGGUUGACUUAACAAAUGACAACAGAUAUACGACAACGACACUCGACGCUUCUCAGACACUGACAAUACCAAAUGUGCUGACCUCUCAAGCUGGACAAUACAGUUAUACAGUUGAUGGAUCUACCAGACAGGCUAAUCUUACGGUUUUAGGGCGAAUGGAUAAUUAUACGAGAGGUGUGGGAGAAAUUCAGAGCUUUCUUGUGAACGUAUACCCUGUAAGCACAAAUGGAUCAUGGUAUAGGAACGGCGUACUGCUUACUAAUGGUGCUAAGUAUAUAAUCACACUGAACAUUGGUUCCUAUAGACGCCUUGUUGUUCUAAAUAUCCAAUUAGUAGACGGCGGAGAGUAUGUCUAUGCAGUGAAUGGCAUGGAGUCCAAGGGAUACCUUACAGUCACUGAAACGGCGGAAAGUGGGGGAUUUUCCGAAUGGGGCCAAUGGACUGGUGCUUGUGAACUGACCUGUGGGAGAAGCGCAGUGAAGAACCAGUCAAGGACCAGAAGCUGUGACAACCCUGGGGGGACCAACUGUGUUGGACCCUUGACCCAGACAAUGAGCGUGAGCUGUGGCUUGAGGGAUUGUCCAAUUGAUGGAACCUGGCAACCGUGGCAAGACUGGACUGAACUUUGCCUCGCCUCGUGUGGCAGUGGUGUGAGAGGAAUACGGCAGAGGGAGAGAGAAUGCAAUGAACCCACUAGCGGUGGAAAGCCCUGUUUGGGCGAAAGUCUUCAGUCCAGAUCUUCAAUAUGCAAGUUACCCUCAUGCUAUGCCGAUGGUGGGUUCACAGAGUGGAGUCAGUGGACCAACUCGACGUGUGCCGUGACUUGCGACAUACAAGCCACCAAGGUGGUCUCCAGGAACAGAACCUGCACCAACCCGGCGCCACGGGGAGGAGGCACAAACUGUACAGGGCUGUAUAAGGAAUUUAGGACUGUUAACUGUCCCCUCAGUGCAUGCCCAAUCGACGGUGGGUUUACUGAGUGGACUGGAUGGGGCCCAAUUGUGUGUAAUGCGACAUGUGGGCCUGACGUGACCACCUCGGUCACCAGAAGGAGGACCUGCACCAAUCCACCUGCACAGAACGGUGGGAGACUCUGUAGUGGCGCGUACAGUGAAUCGCGUGCAGUAAACUGUGGUUUCAGCCCUUGUCCAGAUGCCAGUGACCACUUAUGUUCCAAUGUACAACGGUGGAACGAUGUUGGGUAUCGCUACCAUCCAGCCGACUGUGACAAGUACGUUCAGUGUUUCUUCAACCCCCGCGGUAAUGUCCUCGGCGUCUACAGAAGCUGCCCCUUCGGCUUCUACUGGAACCAAGUCACGUUCCAGUGCGAUGAAUCAUGGAAAGUUACAUGUCCUCUUGAGCGGUGCACGGGGACGUGUGCAGCCAGCUAUAAGAUGGAAGGCAGCUGCAGAUCCUACUGGCGGUGUGAUGGAAGGAAAUCAGUGGCCAGAUGUUGUUCCCAGGGAUUCAGCUUCUUCCCUGGUCACGGUUGUCGCGCCAACUACUACUGCGAUGAUGUAUGUCCCCAUCGUUACGGUUUCAGAGAAGUGUGUGCCAAAGGCCCUGACUGGACCGGAACAGCAACAAUCUACAACACCUUUGUUGAAAGCAUUGGGUGGACGUCGGAUUCUUGUGGAUCAGGGACUGUAUUCGACAUUGCUGAGUGUGGCUGCACAGACCAACGUAGCUGCACAGUUACCCAUGCCUUAGACUCACCAAGCUCUCUGUCCUGGCUGCGCGUGACCAACGUGAGCAUCAACUCGGGAAUUGCUACACUAGUCUCUACCAGCCGCAUGUACCUCGACAUCAAGAUGACAGUCAACACUUCAGUUUCUGUCAAGCUCCGUUUCAGGGAGGCACAAGCAGUUUCUGGGAGACGUAUCCUGAUGAGUAGUAGUGACUGCAAGAAGGGCAACAGUUUGCUGAUGACGGUAGAAGAUCAAGGAAUACAGUUCAGUGUGUGGUCCUGGUAUGGGGAUGUCACUAAGAUGACGAUAUCUACCCAGGGUAUGGCACGGUCUGAGUGGAGGACAGUUACUGUUGACUACAACGGACGAGAGUUGUCGGGAGCGGUAGAGUCCGGUCGUUUAACCUACAUAUCAAAAGUCAGGGCCACUAACGCUACCAUCAUGGAGUGUGGUCUUCAAGUCGGAGGAGGUACCUCACCAAAUACAACCACGGCAUUUGUGGGUUCAGUAGACUUGCUACAAGUAUCACGAUGCAACCCGGGACGUACUGUUCUCUGAAAAAAAACUAGUGUCCAGUAUACAUUUUCGAAAGGGUUACGUUUACUUGAAAGAAGCCUUUCCAAAUUAACCAAAGUUUUAGUCUAUGAUUCACGGCUGUACAGCGUCAGAUUUGUGGUCGAUACACAACAGAGCUUCGCAGCGCCACGUGCCAGGCAGCGAUCCUCCCGCUACUAUUAGCUUCAGAGCAGUUUGUGGAGUAGAUUGUGGAAUACAGACAGCAGAAUAACGUUUCGAGCUGGACCUGAAAGGGUUGAGAAAAUGAUAUGAGGACAGAAGAAAUUAACUACAUCGUUACUCUCUUGUGUUAUUAUAAUGCAUCUUCCUGAGGCAAAAAGUCCAGUUUCCACUCUUGCCGGACCUGCCUGGAAUUUCUCAAUCGUAGCGCCGCCAUCAGUGGGGAUUACGAGUUACUUUCCUUCCAUGUCUCUCCUGUUGACCAAUCAGAUCCAACUUGCAUUUGCUUCAAACAAAAUGGCGGCGCCCAGUCAAUGGGUUUUACCUCGCGAAGUACAAGAAAACACUUGCUUAAAAACAUGAAGAGAUUGACGGUACACAUGCUCAUCAAAUUCUGCAAUCGACCGAUAUCCCCAUGGUGUUUGCGAACAGAAUGUCGAUUUCGCUACACGAUUUUGAUUGGACUAUACAUGGACACAUUAGUCCAGCCAAAAUAUAACUCCAAUAUAACUGCCUAGUUCGGCAGGACUAUGUUAUGGUUAAGUUGGUUUCGAUAGAUAUUUACUUCAAGUUGUUAUUUACAAUUAUUGGUUUGAAUAAUUCUCUCAUUCUUUAUCAACUCCAAUUAUGUUUACGGUUAGAAUAAGAAGACAGUGAUUUAAGUGAUAUUAUUUCAGAUCUCUUAUAUUUUUAUUAUGGAUUGACUGUUUUAAUGUACUUGCAUUUCGGCUAUACGCCAUUAUUCCUAAAUGAAUUUAUGUAAAGACUAUAAGAUAACUUGCAUCAAAAUUGGCACCCUUUAAUGGAAUUAUCUUCGAAAUGUAAUUACUAUGUUCAGUACAAAUUUUUUGUUGAACUUUUUCAACAAAAGACAUUCCACAUUACAUAUAUAUAAAGUUUAGAUGUAAUAAUUUCCGUUAAAAAGCGGAACUUGGAAGAUACAGUUACACUCCCCAUAAUGAACGAUUCUGCUUUAAUAAUUUCUGUUUGUCCAAACACUCUAAAUAUAUUUGAAGAUGAAUACCAUGUGAUGUUUUAUGUAAACGAUAUGCCACAAAAAGAAGAAAGGAUCUCCCGUCAUAUUACACUGAAUAUCUAUCUUUUUAUGAAAUACGCACAGCACAAGUUAUAAUAUCUAAUAUGGGUUUGUUCUCAGCAUAAACCUACAAAUCACCUAACACCUAAUACCAGAGAUCAUAUAAUAGAUUAAAUGGUCUCUGCUAAUACCUUUUGUCAUGAAUGAAAUAUAU